ACGCCGUGGACCCUUCUUCAGGUACGAGAGCCUCCAGAGCCCGAGAUUGCCGUAAUUCGGUUUCCGAACGAGACUACAAGACGAAUCUUGACCAUGGCGACGAAUGUCGACGCCGCGGCCCUUGACGAGACGCCAAUUUCCGAGAGCGUGCAUAAACCGAGCAAGCAGACCGUCGACCCCUACAAUGUCUCGGGCGAAGUUGGCGAGGACGGCGUGGUCAAGGCCAUCGACUACAACAAGUUGAUCGACGAGUUUGGCACCAAGAAGAUCGACGACGAGCUGCUUGCCCGCUUCGAGCGUGUGACCGGCAAGCGCCCGCACCACUUCCUCCGACGAGGCAUCGUCUUUUCUCACAGGGACUUUGAGCUCAUCCUCGACCGCUACGAGCGCGGCGAGCCCUUCUUCCUCUACACCGGUCGGGGGCCCUCGUCCGACAGCGUCCACGUCGGGCACACGAUCCCGUUCGAGUUCACCAAGUGGCUCCAGGAUACCUUCGAUGUCCCCCUCAUUAUCAUGAUGACGGAUGACGAGAAGUAUCUGUUCUCCGAGAAGAAAACGAUUGAGGAGGUUCAGGGCUAUUGCACCAAUAACGCAAAGGACAUCAUUGCGAUUGGUUUUGACCCGGCCAAGACAUUCAUCUUCUCUGAUUUCGACUACGUCGGGGGUGCCUUCUACAGGAACAUUGUCCGCCUGUCAAAGCACAUCACCCUCAACCAGGCCCGCGCCAUCUUUGGCUUCAACGACAGCACCAACAUCGGGCGGAUCCACUUCGGCAGCAUCCAGGGUGCAACCAGCUGGGCUUCCUCGUUCCCGCAUAUUUUCGGUGAUGACGAGUCUAAGACGGUCGGGAUACCGGCGCUCAUUCCAUGCGCUAUUGACCAAGACCCAGACUUCCGCAUGACGCGCGAUGUGUCGGCAAGGUUGAAGUACCAGGGGAAGCCCUACGCCAAGCCAUCCCUCAUCCACGCGCUGUUCCUGCCGGCUCUUCAGGGGCCCGGGACCAAGAUGUCGGCGUCUAUCGAUGAGUCAGCGAUCUUUUUGAAAGACACUCCCAAUCAGAUCAAGAACAAGAUCAACAAAUAUGCCUUCUCCGGCGGCAAGGUGUCGCAGGAGGAACACCGCCAGUACGGAGGUGACACGAGCGUCGAUGUGGCUUACCAAUACCUCCGCUUCUUCCUCGAAGAUGACGAAGAGCUUGAGAGGAUCAAGGUGGAAUAUGAGAGCGGGAGGAUGUUGACUGGCGAACUGAAGGCCAUCUGCAUCAGGGAGCUCCAGAAGUAUGUUGCCGCGUUUCAGGAGAGGAGAGCCAAGGUGGACGACGAGACGGUCAAGCUGUUCAUGGAGAGGCGGCCGCUCCAGUGGAGAGGCAACCCGCGCGCGCCCCUGGUUGUUCCCAAGGUUGAAAACGGAAACGCCGGUGAUGCGACCCCGGAUGGGGAAGGCAAGUUGACCAAGAACCAGCUCAAGAAGCUGGAGAAACAGAAGCAAAUCGAGGCCAAGAAGGCGCAGAAGGCCAAGGAGAAGGCGGAGAAGGCGGAGAAAGCUGGCACGGAGGCGGCAUGA
Molecule: messenger RNA, 1563 nt
Organism: Thermothelomyces thermophilus ATCC 42464
Lineage: Eukaryota; Fungi; Ascomycota; Sordariomycetes; Sordariales; Chaetomiaceae
Exons: 11
Coding region: 94-1563 (489 amino acids)
Biological process (GO): tryptophanyl-tRNA aminoacylation
Cellular component (GO): cytoplasm
Molecular function (GO): ATP binding; tryptophan-tRNA ligase activity
Source: RefSeq, a predicted model, not a curated record